AUGGGUCCAUCAAUCUUCGAGUACUCUCACAGGGAUCCCAAGCCGGAGGAUGGUCUGUUUCUUGAACGAUUGGAGUCGUUCAUGAACAAGUGUCUGGCAGAUAUCAAGGCGUUUUCCGAGAGAGAGCUGCGUCCAUUUGAAGAGACACGACGCUCUGUGGCGGAAUGGCAUGCUAAAUAUCUCUUUCAGCCUUUGACUCCCGGCGACAAUGCUUCCAUUUCGCUAUCUUCGGACAGAAGACAAUACGUCCGAUCCAUCCUGAUGGACACCUCUCGUAUUCUGGAAAAUCUUGCCGAAACCUCUGGCGUCCAGUCAUUCUUCUUGGCAAUAGACCCUCAGGAUAACCUAGACCCUGGAUUUUUGGGUGGGUCGCUGCGUGGUCGAGAGUUUUGGCGGGGCCUAAGAGGAGGAGGCGAACCCGGAGCCAGAGCUUUCAAGCAAUUUUGUUUGAAAUUUGAGCAGGUGGCGGAGCACCCGAGCGCUCUAAGCGACCCUUAUGGAUCCCCUCAGACCCCGCAACCAUCGACCAGUGUUAAACAGGAUGCAAGAACCAUUAAAUCGGAUCUCUAUGACACAGUUCGAACCUUGCUCAGGUCAGUCAGUGGGAUUCGGACUGCUGAGAUGAAGUGGACCAAUCCUGAAAGGUUGGAUCUAUACGGAGUGCGCCUUGUAGGAUGGCCUCCGAAUAUACCAUCGCAAAACCCCUCGACUUUGAAAGUGAAUCAGAAUAAGCAACUCCUUGACUCUUUCAAGAGUGGCGCCACAAAGUUCGAAAGACUGGCUAUCACGGAACAGGAACCUCGGAGUACCUCCUUGCCAGUUGAAAAUCCCUCCGAGGACUUCUCUUGGGCUUAUGAUCCCGAUGCCGUCCUCCCCGGUACCGAUAAUCUACCAACACAUUCGACCCAUCCUUCGACCUCGACCAGCCAUGUCACGUCUGGCCUCUCCUCCCUCUCUAGGGACUCACCAAGUUGGCCCUCGCACACUCAGUCUCGUGAAGCCACACCUUUGGAGCUUUCAAAUACGCUUGUUCUUGACCCAUGGAAUAAUUUCGAUCCUGCCUCGCUGUAUGAAAGCGAACCUACCUUGACUCCGACUCCUUUGGAGUGGUAUGACGAGGGUCUACGGUAUCGCAAGCGUCCACGGAACGAUAGUGGUGAUGAUGUCAAGUAA
This is a messenger RNA of Coprinopsis cinerea okayama7#130, 1173 nucleotides long. RefSeq lists its product as hypothetical. Lineage: Eukaryota; Fungi; Basidiomycota; Agaricomycetes; Agaricales; Psathyrellaceae. The coding region runs from base 1 to 1173 and encodes 390 amino acids. The transcript has 5 exons. The record is from RefSeq and is a predicted model, not a curated record.